This is a messenger RNA of Lytechinus variegatus (green sea urchin), 1249 nucleotides long. RefSeq names its product putative defense protein 3. The record is from RefSeq and is a predicted model, not a curated record. Gene Ontology annotation, molecular function: oxidoreductase activity, acting on metal ions. The transcript has 4 exons. Bases 271 to 900 code for a protein of 209 amino acids. NCBI's taxonomy places the organism in Eukaryota, Metazoa, Echinodermata, Echinoidea, Temnopleuroida, Toxopneustidae.
AAUGUUGAACAGACACAAGUUGCCAUAAUCGUAUGUGGAUUUCGAGUCCUUAAGUCGGUCUAUACCAAAUAAUUCUGGAACGGAUAUAUUCGUGCCAGUUAUUUAUUACAUAUCUUUCAUUCUUAUGAAGUAUUGUGAUUAUAUACACGGAUACAAAUAUUUACAUUGAUAUCUGCAAACUACAGUAAGCUUUCAUUAAGUUUGCAUCAUCCUGAGCCAACACCCCUGUUCAUCCAAAUAAACUACAUCCUUGUCGAGCGUCUCUCAAGGAUGUCUUCUUUCCCCGCUUUUUCGAUCUGUUACAUCCUCUGCUGCCUGUUCUUCUCCCAUGUGGAUUGCUACCCCCGCGGUUCCCCGUGGACAGGCUGCUUUGACGGGAAUCCCAUCCACAAGACGAAGGAAAGCAACCGAACAGUGCCCUACGAUCCCCAGCCGGCCGCGACCAACCCGUUCACAUUCACUACUGAUUCCACCACCUACAAACCGGGCCAAAGUUUGAGAGUGAGCAUUUCUUCUGACAAUGGAACAUACUUCGAGGGCUACUUUCUUCAGGCUCGGUCCGUCAGCACCGCAACACCCGUUGGUGCGUUUACCGGACUACCGGCUCUCUCCCAAUUCUUGCUAUGUGUGACUCCAAGCGAUUCAACAGGGAAAUACUCCUUUGAUUCCGUAACACACACGGGUGAAGAACGCAAGGAGGCCACAACCUUUGUCUGGAAAGCCCCCGAAGAAUGCGUAGGGGACAUUUCAUUCAUAGGGUCAGUAGCCAUAACGCAUUCAACGUUCUACUCCGACAUGACGUCAUCCAUAAUCACGUGCAAAGCCGGGUGCCUUCAAGCCAACAUCGGUCUACUGGCCCUGUCUUCGGUGGUUGCUCUGCUUUAUAAGACAACAGAAUAAGGAUGGCAUCAUCAGGACCCAAGCAUGAUGGACCCAAGUACUUUGGCAAGGCCAUAAUAUUCUCCAUUCAGGUGCCCUAAAUAUAUACCCAAUAAGAAGGGGUUCCUUGAAUGCUCCAGUGCCCGAUAAGGGUACCUCUGCUAGUCUGCUAUGAAAAGCUGGGAUAGUAGUAUACAGUCAUGUAAAUGUUGCAUAAUGCACUCCAGUCAGGUCCCUAGCUACGUUCAUCAAACUCUGGUUCCCUAGUUAUUCCUAAAUCCGUUAAGACAUGGGGGGCUCAGGCUUUUGCGCAUGCUGGCCCUGUUCUAUGGAAUGGUCUUCCACUGACCAUGCUGACAGUCCGUGAAUG